Eimeria maxima is the source of this 1683-nucleotide messenger RNA. Its product is annotated as structure specific recognition protein I, putative. NCBI's taxonomy places the organism in Eukaryota, Apicomplexa, Conoidasida, Eucoccidiorida, Eimeriidae. Gene Ontology annotation, cellular component: nucleus; FACT complex. The coding region runs from base 1 to 1683 and encodes 560 amino acids. Gene Ontology annotation, molecular function: nucleosome binding; histone binding; DNA binding. The transcript has 13 exons. The record is from RefSeq and is a predicted model, not a curated record.
AUGUCUCAAGGGACUCCGCCGGCCGGCCCCGGUGGGCCGGUCGUGUCGGUGGCGAAUAUUCGGGGAUUGGGGAGAAACGAUCCUGGUUUGUUUAAAAUGAGUGGGGAGAUAUUUGGUUGGAAGAACAGAAGAAACGGAAAGGUUUAUCAGUACAAAAGUUCAGAUGUUGCAGACGCCCAGUGGAUACACUGCGGCGCAGACCACUACCAGCUCAAGAUUGUUCUUGGCCCCCAUAGGAAUGACAGCAUCGUCAUGUUCGAUGGAUUUCACAAGAAGAACUAUGAAGACAUUCGGCGCCAUUUUUUAGACCAUUUUAAAUUGAAUUUAACUUCGAAGAGCAUCGCGCACUUGGGAUGGCACUGGGGUGACGUCUCUAUGGACGGGAACAACUUAAAUGUUUCCGUAAACGGCUGUCCCGCAUUUGAAGUCAAUGCACAGGACAUUGUGCAAGUCACAACCCCUUCAAAGAACGACUUGGCUAUUGAACUGGUUCAAGAUGACACCCGAGAUCAAACGGAAGACAUGCUUCUUGAGAUACGCCUCUUUCAGCCUGCUGCAGGCGACGACGAAACCGACAGCCACCUGCAAAGUCUGAAGGAGAAGCUUGUGAAGAAGAGUGGAGUGGCAGAGACAAAGAUGGAAAGUAUUGCCCUUUUGAAUGACGUCCCGCUUUUGGUGCCGAGAGGAAGAUAUGAAAUUGACAUCGGCAGAAGAGCGCUCAAGUUUCACGGAAAGUCUUACGAUUACACGAUUCUAUACACAAACAUCAACAGGAUGUUUCUGGUACCUCGUCCGAACUCUCCGCACGUAAAUUUCAUAUUGUCUUUGGACAACGCGAUGCGCCAGGGCCAAACUUCUUACCCGUUUGUCGUCAUGCAGUUUGACAGCGAAAAUGUCACUUCCGUUGAAGUCAAUCUUGAAGAGGCAGAGCUUAAAGAAAAAGGGCUGGAGAAACAACUCGAAGGCAAAACGUUCGACGUGAUAACUCGCAUUCUGAAAUCUCUCAUUGGAAAAAGCGUUAUUGUUCCUGGAGACUUUAAAAGUGUCAAAAACCAAUACGGGAUUACCUGCAGCUAUAGAGCCCAGAGCGGUCAUCUGUACCCUCUCAAUCGUUCUUUCUUAUUCAUAGUCAAGCCCGUUAUUUUUGUUAGGAUGCUGGCCAUGAGGCUUCACGUGCACGUAUCUGAUGCAUGUUUCAACUAUGUACCUUUGCGCAAGAAUACUGAGAAACGGGGCCUUGCUGAGCUGAAGAGCCGGCAAUUUGAAGAUGUGGUGAGCGUGGAAUUCAGCCGAACUGGCGCAAGUACCACCAACCGUUUCUUCGCGUUUACGGUAUCUUGCCGAGGUGGAGUUGAGCAUGAAUUUACUUCAAUUGACCGCAACGAGUACACCCCCUUAGUGGAAUUUUUGACACAGAGGGGAAUCCGCAUUAAGAAUGUCGAGAAUUCAAAUGCUCAGCGGACAGGUGGACUGCAAGAAGAAGAAAUACAAACUGACGAAGAUGAUGAUGAUUACGGCGGAGAGGAGUCCGAAACAGAUGAAGAUUUUGAAGACGAAGACGAUGAUGAGGAAAGCGAAGCGAGUGCUGCAGACUCGAACGAUGAAGACAAGAAGGAGAAGGAGAAAAAACGAAAGCACAAACACAAGAAGGACAAAAAGGAGAAGAAGAAACAUAAGAAGUGA